Molecule: messenger RNA, 933 nt
Organism: Closterium sp. Naga37s-1
Lineage: Eukaryota; Viridiplantae; Streptophyta; Zygnematophyceae; Desmidiales; Closteriaceae
Source: the annotation of a GenBank genome assembly
AUGGCACUGGAAGCGCGAGCCAGUAGUGCCGCCACUAGUGAAGCGCCACGCCCGUCUUCCCCUCACUUUCCUCCCCCACCCGUCUCCCCUCAGCUCUUUCCCCACCAAUCUCCCUUCACCCAUCUUUCCCCCACCUAUCUUCCCCACCCGUCUCACUUCACCCUCUUCCCCCCACCUAUCACCCCCAACCCACCCGUCUCACUUCACCCAUCUUCCCCCCACCUAUCUCCCCCACCCGUCUCCCUUCACCCAUCUUCCCCCCACCUAUCUCCCCCACCCGUCUCCUCCCCCUCCCCCCCUCUCCUUUUUUCUUUCUAUUAUCACCCCCAGGUCAUUUUCUCCCCUCCCCACUUAUCUUCCCCCACAGUUUUCCUCCCACCUAUUCCCCCCAACCCUACGCACCCAUCUUCACCCAUCUCUCCCGCGUGCACGCAUCAGGCGCUGGCAGGGCUGGUGACAGUGUUAGGGGGAGUGCGGGAUAACCCGCGGGGCGUGGGGGAGUGCAUGAGCCAGCAGCGGUACGUGCAGUUCACACACGCCACUGUCGCCGCGCGGCCAUGGGUGCAUGCUGUCAUCUACCUCCUCCUCCUCAACCACACCGACAGGGCGGAGUACGAGCGGCAGAUGCGGUGCGGAGUGGUGGACUUCAUGGAGCGCCCGCGCCCCCCAGCGGAGUGGUACAUGCCCAUGCGCUACUGGUUCAGUGACACCGCGCUGCUCGCCACCACGCCCUGCAAGGACAUGCGCACCAACCCCUCCUUCGGCCCGCAGCUGGGCGGCAUGGUGGAGCGCGCGGAGAGCUGGCUCACCACGCCCUACGUGCUCGACAAUGGCAACGCUGGCAUCGCUGCGUUCCGUGCCUGCCUGCCACUCGCAUGGGUGUGUUGGGUGGGGCAAUGGGGGCAACAGCAUGUGUGGGUGGUGUUACGAUAA